This is a messenger RNA of Microdochium trichocladiopsis, 735 nucleotides long. RefSeq names its product heterokaryon incompatibility protein-domain-containing protein. The transcript is spliced from 2 exons. The record is from RefSeq and is a predicted model, not a curated record. NCBI's taxonomy places the organism in Eukaryota, Fungi, Ascomycota, Sordariomycetes, Xylariales, Microdochiaceae. The annotation marks the transcript as partial.
AUGCGCCUCGUUGACACAGCCACAGAGCAACUCAUCCAGCUCGUGAGCCCUCCAAGUCGCUACGCGAUCCUGUCGCACACAUGGGAGGAGGACGAGGUCCUCUUCCAGGACUUUGAAAAAGGCCGCGCGCAUGAAAGGAAAGGCUACGCCAAGUUCCGGGGCGCAGUCAAGCUUGCAAGGGAUGAAUGCCACAGGUACAUCUGGAUAGACAGCUGCUGCAUCGACAAGUCGUCCAGCGCGGAGCUCUCCGAGGCAAUCAACUCCAUGUUUACGUGGUAUCGCAAGGCGAGCAUCUGCUACGUCUAUCUAAGCGACGUGUCAACAUUUGAGCGCCACCCAAAUAUUCGCCAUCAGCUCAAUCGCAGCCGAUGGUUCCUGAGAAGUUGGACGCUUCAGGAGCUCAUCGCCGCAAUCUCCGUACACUUCUACUCGCGCGAAUGGACGUGGCUCGGCCGCAAGAACGACCCGACAUGGACGUAUGCACUGAACGAGCUGACUGGUAUUCCCGUCGAAGUACUCCAGUAUUCCGAGGGUUACAAGAAUGCCAGCGUGGCGCAGAAGAUGUCAUGGGCAGCAAACAGGGAGGCGACGCGCGAAGAGGAUAUAUCCUACUCUCUCUUUGGCAUAUUCGACAUCAACAUGGCGCCUCUAUACGGCGAAGGAGGUGCUAGUGCGUUCCGCCGGCUGCAAGAAGAGAUCAUACGGCGCCACGCAGACGACUCCAUCCUGGCCUGG